AUGUCAACCGACCCUCCACAACCAAGUCAUGAUCCUCCUCCACCACAACCACCAUUAUCAGAACACACAUUGACCGAGUCACCACCAUGCCAGCAGACCACGAGUACCAACCCUACUCCCAAUGAGCCAGAUGAUCAUACAUCUCACGAGAACACGCACGAGAACACGCCUCACAGCGAAACGACGAUACCAUCCAACCACAACAACACGCACACUGGACCAGCACAAGAAUACCUUGUCAAGACGAUACGUUGGGUUGACUUCAACACUCGAGAAGCUAAAGACGUACGCAUCAUUACACAGAAUGAAAAUGGACCAUGUCCCUUGGUGGCCAUCUGCAACGUGCUCUUUUUGAGAGGUGAUCUCGAGAUACGGCCGCCUGAUCGUGAAGUGGUCACCUUUGAAUACCUUGUUGAGCGAUUGGGUGAUUAUUUGUUGAAUCAUGGACCUUCUACUACUGCAAAUACUACAAACACUACUACAACAUCUACCACAAUGAAUCAUCAAGACAAGCCAUCCUCCACACCAACAAGCCCAAAUGACGAUGACAACACCAAAAUGAUCAGAACCAAAUCAUCAGCUCAAUCCAGCACUCAAGAGUAUGUUCUCACGUAUCGUUACAAUUUGGAUGCCGCAUUAUCCAUUUUACCCAAUCUACAAACCGGCCUUGAUGUCAAUGUUCGUUUCUCGUCGAUCCGUGACUUUGAGCCUACAGCUGAGCUGGCCAUGUUUGAUUUAUUUGAUGUGGACUUAUUCCAUGGAUGGGUGGUGGAUCCACAGGAUGAAGAGACAUAUCGAGUGGUUGCAGGAAAGUGUGGAUCCUAUAAUGCUGUGGUGGAAUGUGUGGUUCGCGCCGAUACCUUGAAUGAUAAAAAGGAUUGGACUCAAGAAGAUGAGCUUCAAAUGCAUGAAGGCCUUGUUGCAUCCUCGUUCCUUGAUGACACAGCUACACAGCUGACCUACUAUGGUCUACAGCAAUUGGCAGAUACCGUGACACCCAACAAACCAUUUGUCUUUUUCCGUAACAAUCACUUUUCAACGUUGCUCAAGCAUCCCGAGUCAUCAGGUCUAUUCAUGUUGGUGACAGAUUCAGGGCUGGUAUCACAAAAAUCAGUAGUGUGGGAGAGCUUAGGAGAUAUCGAUCAGGGGUCAUCCGAAUUCUUUGAUGGUUCAUUCUGCAAGCCGCAAAUGAUACAAGAUUUACCAGAAAACGUGGGAGCGGAUGGUGAUACGGAGCUUGACUAUGCAUUGGCAUUAUCACUACAGCAACAAGAGAUUAGUACAGCAAAUGAAAGUCGACGUCAACAAGCUAUUCAAAGGGAUCAGUUACGUCAACAACAACAACAACAGCAACAGCAACAGCAACAACGGCAACAACAGCAACAGUUGCGAUGGCAACAAGAACAUGAUUCAGCAGCAACCAAUGUGAAGAGGAAAUCAAAGCAGAAUUGUGUGAUAUCAUAA
Lichtheimia ornata is the source of this 1464-nucleotide messenger RNA. RefSeq lists its product as uncharacterized. Gene Ontology annotation, biological process: protein K48-linked deubiquitination. The record is from RefSeq and is a predicted model, not a curated record. The transcript is spliced from 10 exons. Lineage: Eukaryota; Fungi; Mucoromycota; Mucoromycetes; Mucorales; Lichtheimiaceae. The coding region runs from base 1 to 1464 and encodes 487 amino acids. Gene Ontology annotation, cellular component: cytosol; cell periphery. Gene Ontology annotation, molecular function: K48-linked deubiquitinase activity; cysteine-type deubiquitinase activity; cysteine-type carboxypeptidase activity.